This is a messenger RNA of Peromyscus maniculatus bairdii (prairie deer mouse), 5767 nucleotides long. NCBI's taxonomy places the organism in Eukaryota, Metazoa, Chordata, Mammalia, Rodentia, Cricetidae. The record is from RefSeq and is a predicted model, not a curated record.
CCGAGCUAGGAAGAAGCCAACAUGGUGGGCGCAGGCUGAGCAGGGGCCAGGCCUUUGGAGCUCCUUCUCCGCGUGUCUCCGGAGGAUCCCCCGGGGCUCCCGACGCUGUCCCUGGGGGCGUGGGGGCGGAGAGAAGGGUGCAGCGACCCGGGGUGGGCAGCCCGGGGUGAGCCCGGGGCCGUCGUCUGUCGUCGUCGUCGCCGCGAAGGCCGGCCUCGGGGAGGAGCGGAAGUAGGCCCGGGAGGAAGUGACUUCCCUCCACCGGGAGGAGCGGAAGCGGAGCGGGCAGCAGGUGGAGGGAGCCCGUGAGCGGGCCACCCCGCCGGGCGGGUGCCUGCGCUGGCCUGGGACCUGGCGGGCCCGGCCCGAGACCCCGGAGACCCCGGGGAGGCCCCGGACGGGCCCCCGGUGCUGAUGCUGGGCGACCUGGAAAGGACCCAGGACGGGAAGCUGCAGUGCCCGUGCUGCAGCUACGCCAGCGAGAGGGCGGAGCGGCUGGUGGAGCACACCCGCGUGCACACGGGCGAGAAGCCGCACCGCUGCCGCCUCUGCCCCUUCGCCUCCGCCUACGAGCGCUACCUCGAGGCCCACGUGCGCUCGCACACCGGCGAGAAGCCGUACAAGUGCGAGCUGUGCGCCUAUCGCUGCAGCUACAGGAGCAACCUGUCCCACCAUCGAAGGCGCAGGCACAAGCUCUUGCCGCUGACCGGGCCCCGGGCCGCCUCCUUCACCGGCAUGAAAACGUGGGGGGCCCUGCAGGGUAAAAGCAACGCGGAGGAUGGCAAACGAGGGCUGCUCAUCGCCUUCGGUCCACCUUCUGUGGUCCUUCAGAAACCGGACUACCCCGGUGAUUUUACGCGCAAGGCCCCGCAUGUUCGGAACGACCUCUACGACAGUAUGGAUAAAGCCUCAGUCUUCGGACUGCCGAGGGACCCCGAAGAACUCUUGCUUGUGGACAGUCCUGUGAAUCAGAUGUCUGCUCUCGCAGGACGCUUGUCUAGGUUGCCACCUGAAAACCAAAACCUGGCCUCCCCUGACGGAGACUCGAGCCUAGAGGAAAAUCUUUUCAUGAUUCAAGAGCCCUCUGCCCACGGGAGUGCCCCACAGAGCUCCCCCAUAGCCCUGGAGCCUCCUCUCCUACCAUUUAGUCAGAGGGACCUCAGUCCAUUUGCAGGGCCCAGCAGCCAGCCAAGUGGCCGCACCAGCGCCUCCAUCUUUGGAAGCAGCCAGCCAAGCACUCCGGCCCUAACCUUGCCGAUGGAGGACUCUCAGCUUCUUUACCAUUGCCAGCACUGUGACACGUACUUUGCAGACAAUGUCCUUUACACUAUUCACAUGGGAUGCCACGUGUAUGACAAUCCUUUUCAGUGUAACACAUGUGGACACAAUUGUAAAAACAAGUACGAUUUUGCCUGUCAUUUUGCAAGAGGCCAACAUAACUAGAAAUGAGAACAACCAACUUUCUCUUUACCCAGUUUAGCCUUUGGGGGUGAUCGUAGUUUGCUUUUGGUUACUCCUGGUAGGGCAUUUUCUAAUUUAAAACUUAUUAUAUAUUGUGAGAUAUAAAUUUGAUGGUGGAAACCGCUGCCCUCCUGCAUUCACCCUCUCUUCCCCAUCCCCUCCCCCCCCUUUUUUUUUAUAAAAUUUGAUCUGAUCAAGGUUAUUUAGACACUAGAAUAUUUACCUCUUUUCUUUCAACAAGUCGUGUGAGAAUUGAAGUCCAAUCAAUCUUACCAGGUGUUUAAUUUUUUCCCUAUUUAUGACCAUUUAGGCUUUAAAGAUUGUUCAUACUCUUGGUAUUUCUAAUAUUCAUUGCACUUAGAUAUUAUUUCUGUCGUAUUUCAAAAUAGUAGAAUAAUUUUGCUUCUAUAAAGCUGUUAGACCCUAUUUCUAUCCUGAUAAUAAGUUUGAAGUUGCCAUUAGUUGAAGUAUUGAUUAGUUCCUAUACUUAAAUUGGAGUAGUAGUUUCCUUUCAAAUGGAAACAGUAAGGUUGUCUCAGUGUAGUAACUGUUUUUGUUUUUUUUCUACAUAAGGAAUUAUUUUUUUUAAGUUAUAAAGAUAGGUGAAAGUUCUGAAAAGAAAUGAAACACAGGACCAAGUUUCCUUUAGCCUAAAUUGUUUACUAUUUAUAAUACAUAUGGAGUCAAUGUCUCAUUUUAAAAUACCUGUGAAGUCAGUGUCUAAUUGAGAUACGUUAAUAACCCAUUGAGCUGCUUAUGCUUUGUUUAUUUUUUAAAACCAGAGGAAAAGGUAACAGUAUUUUUGUACAGUGUGUGCAAUUUCAGUUUCUCAGUUAAAUUCUUCAUUGAGACAUGACUGGUGUUUGUUGAGAUUGUUAACUGUAGUGAGACUCUGUGUUUCCCAUUGUUUUGAUGACCAAAAAAGAGGUACAAUGGAACUCAUGCAUUUUAAAUUGUAGCCAUUCUCCAGGCCCUUUCAAGGCAGUGAGUGACCUUACCAGUGCCUGAACUAUGAACUUCAGGCCUUUAGGACAGUGUUAGAUUAAGUUAUUACUGCUGCCGUGUGUGUGCAGCUUUGAUACAGCAGCCACAAAAGCUUCCUGCAGGCUUCUGGGAACAUCUGAUUUUCUACUUUCUGUGUUUCUUACUGAGAAUGAGACUCUUCUGAGCAGGCACACUAAAGCUGAGCUGACCCGCUUCCUGGGUGUUCCUCGUUUGGCCUUUACAAAUGCUGCUGACAAACUGAAGGCACAGGAUGAGCCCCAGCCCUGGAUUACACUGCCUGGGCACCGAGGGCCCAUAGAAUCCAUGAUAAUCAUUUCUCUAUUGCAGGCACCACCUUGACUGGAGGAGGCUCCCUAGUGUGGAGACAUCAGGUAGGUUCUCCUGUCUUGUAGCAGCAGCAGAGCUUAUUCCAGGGAGUACUCACAGAAGAGAUGAGCUGGUAGUCCUGCCUCAUAUUCCACAGACCACAUUCGUAUUGGCAGCCCUCAACUCCAGGUACAGCACAGUAGGCACCUGCUGCCCCAUUCCUUUCACCGCCCAGAGCCAGGCUAGGAAUGGCUUCUUUCCGGCCGCUUUUCCACCUCAGGCGGGCUUCUGUGAGCUCUGACUUCAGUGUUUAAGGGCCACAUCUGUGCCCCUUUUAUGACCUGACAGAAGCCUGGCCCAUUUCAAGCUCCUUAGUCUCCAGGGCCUUCAAGGAGCCCUCUAACGAGAACUGUGGAGUUAAGAGCUACUGAUUUCUUUUGAAUUUUUCAUUGAAUUCUUAACACAUGUUAUGGGACUGAAUGGUGUCUCACUCAAAUUCUUAUGUUGAAAUUCCCUGAGCUUAAGAACGUGGCUGUAUUUGGACAUAAAGUCUUUAGAGGACCCAGGUCAGAUGAGGUCACAUGGAUGAGUUCUAAUCUGAUAUGACUGAUAUCCCUGUGAGAAGGAGAUAGGGACACAGAUCUGCAGAGAUGCUUGGCCAGGGAAGAAAGGGAGAGGCUGACUAACACCUGUAAGCCAAAGGCAAAGGCCUUGGAAGGGACUGGGCUUCCCUGCAUUGUGUUGUCAGAUUUCUAGUCCCCAGAACUGUAAAGAAGUACAUGUCUGAGUUAAAGCAUCCUGGGCUAUAGCAGUAAAUUGCUAAGGGAGCCCAGCAAGCUUAUGAAGUCUACCAGUGUCUGUCUUUGUUUCAUGUUUGGUUUUGUUUGUUUUGAGUCAGGUCUUACCAUGUAGCCUUGGCUGGCCUGGAACUCACUGUGCAUACCUGCUUGCCCUGUAGCUCAUAGAGAUCCCUUUGCCUUUGUCUUCCUAGUAUGGGGAUUAAAGGUGUGUACUGUUUUCUUUUUUAAGGAAGAAAACUUCCUAAGGAGGCAGAGGCACAGAGGAGAACGAAACACGAGUUCCAGGACCCUGUGUUUUAUAGCUCGGUACAGUUCAAGAGUGAUUUCCUGUGCUUACCUAGUUCUUCAUGUAUUGGGAUUUGUUUAUUUGUACUUCCUUUGGAAUGCAGCACAGCAUCUACUUUACAUACAUGGUAGAUUGCUACCUACCUGAUAGUACUUUGUACGUUUUCCUUAGCUGCUUUGGUGAUGUAUUACGUGAUCAGUGCCAAAAUAAGCUAUUGAGUAAGAUUGAAUGGACUCACAAACUAGAACAGGUUGUUGAGGGAUGCUGAAUUUCUUCACCCACAUAACCCCACUGUUGGUCCUUAGCACUGAGGUCAGUAAAAUGAGGAAAGUGACAUUUAGGAAAUUGAGGCACAUUUAAAGCAUUAAAGUCUCUUAUUUUUAUACUGAAAUUUAUCUACCAUAGUAAAAAAUAAUUAAGUCAAAGAAUCCCCUUUCACUACUAUUUAUACUUCAGGGUAGAGAACUGAUCUGAACUAGGCCCUCUGAAUGUGGGUGACAGUUGUGUGGCUUGGGCAGUUUGUGGGGCCCCUGGCAGUUGGACCAUCAUUUAUCCCUGGUGCAUGAUCUGGCUUUUUGGAGCCCAUUCCCUAUGGAGGGACACCUAGCUCAGCCUUGAUGCAGCGGGGAGGGGCUUGGUUCUGCCUCAACUUGAUGUGCCAGAUGUUGUUGACUCCCAUGGGAGCCUUACCAUCUCUGAGGAAUGGAUGGGGGGUGAGAUGGGGGAGGAGCUGAACAAGAGGACAUUGUGGUUGGUAUGUAAAAUGAAAAAAAAAUUUAAAUUAAAAAUAAAAAGCUCCUGCUAACUGUAAUGGAUGACAUUUGCGUUUGAAGGCUGAUUCCCUCCUAGUCUUUCUGCUCUGUGGGUUGGUCUGUGAGACCCACUGCUCCUCCACUCAUGACCCCUAUGCAGCUCACCAGGCUCUUUAACGGAUUGUGUGCUGAGUUACAGACCUGCCUCCAGCCCUGAGUUCACGUGAGCCUGACUUCCCAGCCCCUGGGUAUGAAAUUGUUCACUGAACAUCCCCACCAUAUUCCUUCUAAUGCCUCAAGCCUCCCUUGUCCAGAGCAUCAUUGCCUAAACUUGCUUGUACAUUUUCCCAUUCCUGAUGUUUAUUCUCUUCCUUCCUCUCCCUCUUUCCACCCCUCUUUGAUUUUUAAAACAAGGUCUUAAACUGUAGCCCAGGCUGACCAGGAACUGAGGGUAAUCCUACUUCAGUCUGCAAUUACCUCAUCGUGCUGGAAUUACAGGCAUGAACCACCACAUCCAGCCCAUUACUGCCUCUUUCAGAUGCCAAUUGCCAGAGACCAGCUCACCCCAGUGCGUGAAUCCCAUGCUCAGCUUUCUUCCACCUCACAUCUUGCCACUCAGCAAGGCUUAUUCAUUUUACUUCUUUCAUAUUGAAAAUUCAGAAUACUCACAAAUGUAGUUUGUUUCCCUAGUGCUAAGACAUGUAAAUCAACAGAAAACAGUGUGAAACGUGACAAAGACAUGGUUGAAAGUCAGAGCAAGUAAACACAUUUGUAGGCAGCUGGCUGGAAAGUAAAGCUUGUGCUGGGCAACUGGCAAAGGACCCCAGCAAGUCUUAAAAAUGCAUCUCUUUUAACUAAGUAACCUAUCUUUUAGAAAUUUGCCCGAGUAAAGUAAGUUGAGAAAUACAACUGUUUCCAUUUUGGUUUACUAGGUUUUCAUAAACACUAAAAGACCAUAAAUAUCAUCAGUCCCAAACAGCCUAAAGUGAGGGGUUUGUUUAAUGCACUAUGUUAAACUGUAAGUUUUGGCACCUCUAAUGCUUAUGCAAGGUGUGUGUUUACCAGCUCCAGUAAAACCCACUUGUAUUUUGCAUGCAAAGAAAGGUUGUGAAACAGUGUGUAGAUGAUGAACACACUUGAUAUAAAUAUGCAAGACC